AUGAGGAAAAAGAGGCGGCGGCGGCGGCGCCGGGCUCCAACAUGUCCGUUCGGUGGCGGCGGCUGCGCUUUGCGUCUCGCUGACACGGCCCCCCGCGCCCUCACGCACUGGCCCACACUGGCCCGACCGCGGGAUGGCGGCAGCGACCCGAGUCCACGCCGCGCGGGGCACACUGGGACGGCUCGGGCCUCCCAGCGCUUCCUGUGCCCGGCUCCAGGCCCGCCCCGCCCCGCCCACGCUGACCACGCCCCCGCGACCGCCCCGCCCCGCCCCGCCCCGCGCGCGUGCGCGCGCCGCCCGCCCGGCCGCUGGCGCGUGACGCCGGGACGCCGAGCUCUUUCCCGCCUGCUGCUGCCUCAGGCCGGGGAGACCGCCAGGCACGUACACCGGGUCCCCGCGAGGGGCGCUGGAGAGUGCGGGGAAAUCCAGGGCUGGGAAGCUGGCACGGAGAAGGCCCGCGGACACGCGCGCCCCUGCCGGACGCGGCGCUGCCGGCCCGCAGGACGUGCAUUUGCUGGCUCCCCGCACAGCCUUUGCCGAUGCCGUCCCCUGCCUGCCCUGAUGGUGGGGUUAAAUCUGCUCAAGCUGAAGCCCCGAGAAGGACAUGCAGGCCCUGGACGUCCACGCAGGCCUAAAGGAAGCCCUGUACCGCCGGCCGCGGGAGGAGAGGAUUCGCUUACAACCGCGGUUUCCUUUUCGGUGGCCACACUGUUCUGAUUCACUCCCCUCGCAACCUUUCUGUCAGUGGGCGCUGUGCUGGGUUCAGGGAAUAUGGAAAUUAAAGGAUAAUUUCUCUUUCCGCAGACAGCUCGUUUUAGUGGGAGAGGACAGGCAAAUGAACAGGUAAUAACGAAGGCAUGGUAAGUGUUAGGGCAGGGACCCUGGGUAACAAAGAUACUCGUCUGACUGGAAGUCCAGGAAGGCUUCUUAGAGGAAGUGGCAUCUUCCUGUUUCUGGAAAAAGCGGCCAGGGUGGUUGAAGAAUGCACCCUGGCCUCACUGAGCUUGCUGAGCACGGAGGCAUUAACUCAAGGAGAACCAGCUGGAGUUCAGAGAGCGCUGAGGACUGUGACCAGGCCCCGAGCAGGCUGUGCCCUUCCAAGGAGUCUGGGUUUCGUCCCCAAGGGCGCCAUUGAAAGGUUUUUAAAAGGAGGAUGGUGUCCAGUGUGCUCUUUCGAGACUGCUGUGUAGAGUAGGAGAGUGGG
Molecule: messenger RNA, 1204 nt
Organism: Cervus elaphus (red deer)
Lineage: Eukaryota; Metazoa; Chordata; Mammalia; Artiodactyla; Cervidae
Product: translation initiation factor IF-2-like
Exons: 3
Coding region: 1-717 (238 amino acids)
Source: RefSeq, a predicted model, not a curated record